This is a messenger RNA of Solanum lycopersicum (tomato), 573 nucleotides long. Its product is annotated as IAA22. Gene Ontology annotation, cellular component: nucleus. Lineage: Eukaryota; Viridiplantae; Streptophyta; Magnoliopsida; Solanales; Solanaceae. Gene Ontology annotation, molecular function: protein binding. Gene Ontology annotation, biological process: regulation of DNA-templated transcription. The record is from RefSeq and is marked provisional.
AUGGCAACAAUCUACGAGAAUAAUGAUCUUGCAACUGAGCUGAGAUUAGGGUUACCCGGUACAACAGAUAAAUCGAAGACACGUGUAUCUUCGACUAGUACUACUAAUAAAAGAUCUUUAUCAGAGAUGGACAGCUCCUCAGAUAUUAUAAAUCAAAAUGAUCAACAAGACUCCUCCCCUCCACCAAAAGUACAAAUUGUUGGUUGGCCACCAGUAAGAUCUUGCAGGAAGAAUGUUGGUGUACAAGCCAAGAAUUCAAUUGAUAUUUCCAUAGGAAUGUAUGUGAAAGUUAGCAUGGAUGGAGCACCUUACUUGAGGAAAAUUGACCUUAGGGUUUACAAAAAUUAUCAAGAAUUACUCAAAGCUUUGGAGUACAUGUUCAAGCAUCCCAUUGGUGUAUUUUUGGAAAAAGAAGGCUACACUACUAGUGGAUCUGAUUAUGUAUUAACAUAUGAAGACAAAGAUGGUGAUUGGAUGCUUGUUGGAGAUGUACCAUUGGAUAUGUUUAUUAGUUCUUGUAAAAGGCUUAGAAUCAUGAAAGAGUCUGAUGCUAAAGGUUUGGGAUGCCUAUAG